GCGAGGGCUCUACGGGUGCCGAGAGGAGGGCGCGCGCCCAUCCUUGUAGCACCGCGAGAGGCGCCGGUGUCCCUAGCCGUGGCACCGGCAUCUGCUGAGGCUGCUCCCUCCGACUCGUCCUUUCUUCUUUCGUUCCCCUUCCCUUCUUCACCUCGCACCUUAGAGGAGCGUGAACAGCUUGCCUGAGGCCUAUAAAGACCGGGCAGUUUGGACAUGGAAAAUCAAGAAGCAACAGAUUCUACUCAGAAUGUCAAACAGUGUAUUAUUUCAGAGGAGUUAAUUUCAGAAGGAAAAUGGGUCAAGCUUGAAAAAACAACUUACCUGGAUCCUACUGGUAAAACUCGAACCUGGGAAACAGUGAAACGUACAACCAAGAAGGCACAGUCCGCCGAUGGUGUAGCGGUCAUCCCGGUGCUGCAAAGAACUCUUCACUAUGAGUGUAUAGUUCUGGUGAAACAGUUCCGGCCGCCAAUGGGAGGCUACUGUCUCGAGUUCCCGGCAGGUCUCAUAGACGACGGUGAAAGCCCAGAAGCAGCUGCGCUCCGGGAGCUGGAGGAGGAGACGGGCUACAAAGGUGACAUUGCUGAGUGCUCUCCAGCUGUAUGUAUGGAUCCAGGCUUGUCCAACUGCACCACCCACAUAGUGACAGUAACCAUUAAUGGAGAUGAUGCCGAGAACGUCAGACCGAAGCCGAAGCCAGGAGAAGGAGAAUUUGUGGAAGUCAUUUCUUUACCAAAGAACGACCUGCUCAAGAGACUUGAUGCUCUGAUAGCCGAAGAACAUCUCACAGUGGAUGCCAGGGUCUACUCCUAUGCUCUGGCACUGAAACACGCAAACACGAAGCCAUUUGAAGUGCCCUUCCUGAAAUUUUAAGGCCAAAGAGGACACUGGCCAUGUCUUUGUAAACGAGACCACCAGGCCUUCACUGAGACUUUGUAUUCAACUUAGUUGACUGUAGAUUUGAACUUAGUUUUUUCAUAAAAUAAAAGCAGCAGAAUGCA
Messenger RNA from Oryctolagus cuniculus (rabbit), 1001 nucleotides. The record is from RefSeq and is a predicted model, not a curated record. NCBI's taxonomy places the organism in Eukaryota, Metazoa, Chordata, Mammalia, Lagomorpha, Leporidae.